UCCUAAGCCCUUUGGGUCACCGACCGGACAGAUGGUGCUGGGCCUUGUGGCUCCAGGAAACGGGCAUGGAUUGGUUCUCCCAGCAAUUUUAUUUGCCUGCUCUUAGUGAAGCGCCGUGCUGAGCGCAGGGGCUGCACAGGUCACUGUGUCCCCAGUCCUUAGAGGUGCCAGGAUUCAUAUUAGAGCUGAAGUGAACGCAGCCCCCGAGGGGAGGACCUCCUCCUGGAAGGCAAACAGAUAAUUACUGCAGGGUGUGGUUCCUGGUUUCAGAGAAGAUGACAGAGGAACUGGAUCUCUCGGGACAGGACUCUGAUGUGGGGAGUGAGGAGGUGGUCCUGACCCCUGCAGAGCUCAUUGACAGGCUGGAACAGGCCUGGAUGAAUGAAAAGUUUGCCCCUGAGCUGCUGGAAAACAAGUCGGAAAUCGUAGAAUGUGUCAUGGAGCAGCUGCAGCACAUGGAAGAAAAUCUCAGGAGGGCCAAGAAGGGGGACCUGAAGGUCAGCAUCCAUCAGAUGGAGAUGGAGAGGAUCCGCUUCAUCCUGAGCAGCUACCUGCGGUGUCGGCUCAUGAAGAUAGAGAAGUUUUUCCCUCACGUCCUUGAAAAGGAGAAAACACGCCGUGAGGGGGAGCCUUCCAGCCUAUCUCCGGAAGAGUUUGCCUUUGCCAGAGAGUACAUGGCUAACACAGAGACCUACCUAAAGAACGUUGCCUUAAAGCACAUGCCUCCUAAUUUACAGAAGGUGGACCUCUUGCGGGCAGUUCCCAAACCGGAUCUGGAUUCAUACGUGUUUCUGAGGGUGAAAGAGCGACAAGAAAACAUACUGGUAGAACCGGAAACAGAUGAGCAGAGGGACUAUGUGAUCGACCUGGAGGAGGGCUCACAGCACUUGAUCCGAUACAAAACCAUCGCACCCCUGGUCGCUUCUGGAGCCGUACAGCUGAUUUAAAACUGGAAGCAGCUAACCCAGAGUGAGGACAUGGGACGUUAGAGAGCGUAUUUGGAAACCCCACGUGUCAGCCGGUGCCCGGGGACGGGAACUUUUCCCGGCAGUGCCAGGGGUCACUGGGCACUGAGACCCGCUCGGGGCAGGUCCCUUCCUGGCUGCUCCAGCCAGGGUCAGCCGGUGGGGUCAUUGCUCUGCUGACCCCGCGGCUAGGCAGGGACACGGAAGCGCCCUUCGUGGUGGUGUUUGAACUGAGGGAAGUGAGGCCGAGGGGUGCGUAGAAAGGCCUCGCUGCCUGUGAUGAGGGGACCGGUGGGCCCCGACCUGACAGCGGCAGGAGCUCUCCUUCGGCCCUCCCGGUGGGAAGAGUGUAAAUAGACGAAGCCGUGUGGCCGCCCCGUGUAGCAUGUCACUGACGCGUGUAAACUCACCUUCUGGAGCCUCUGCUCUCGCGCUUAAAGCCAGCUUCUGCCAUCCCCAGCUGAGCCUCACAGCCAGUACGCUAAUAGCUGGGUAUCGGUUUCAUGGCAGAGAAGGAGCCCACGGGCAGUUCCCAGCGUGUAGUCUAGCGAGGGGCGUCCUCCCCACGGCGAACCGCGGUCUCCCAGGCCAGCCUGCGGGCCGUCUGCCGGCCUUGACCGGGGCCCCGGGGGCCGAGCAGUAGCAGCAGCAGCUGUCCGUUUUGAGGCUCUUCACUUUCUCAGGGGAAUGGAUGAAAUUAAACUCGGUGAGUGGACAGCGUCUCGGUGACACCCGAGGAGGGAUGUAGACACAUGAAUCGUCUCGCCUUGAAACGUGAAUACAGAGCAACUGCCUUCCAGUCUUUCUUGCCCGAUGCAGAGGCAGAUUUUCAUCUACGUGAUGU
This is a messenger RNA of Physeter macrocephalus (sperm whale), 1809 nucleotides long. RefSeq names its product GINS complex subunit 4 (gene GINS4). Gene Ontology annotation, biological process: double-strand break repair via break-induced replication; DNA-templated DNA replication. The coding region runs from base 276 to 947 and encodes 223 amino acids. Lineage: Eukaryota; Metazoa; Chordata; Mammalia; Artiodactyla; Physeteridae. The record is from RefSeq and is a predicted model, not a curated record. The transcript has 8 exons. Gene Ontology annotation, cellular component: GINS complex.